AUGCUCCUCGAUUCCAAGUCACGUGACUCUGCUCACGUGGUCGACGCCCAGCCAGCUGCAACGCGCAAGCAUCCGUUCAUGAACACUCAUCCUCCUCGCGUUCUUUGCAUCAACAACGACCCCCUUUCAUCUCGCAACAUGGCCGAGAAGAACGAGAAGAAGCCCGAGGAGACACCCGCUCCUGCCGCGGCCCCCGAGAAGAAGAAGCUCCCCCAGCUUGGCGCGCUCGAGGACGACGACGAGUUUGAGGACUUCCCCGCCUCUGCCGAGCAAGCCGGCACCGUGUCCGAUGCCCUCGCCGCUGGUGCCCCCGGCGCUGACCAGCUGUGGGAGGACAACUGGGACGACGACGACGUCGAGGACGACUUCCAGAAGCAGCUCCGCCAGGCGAUUGCCGAGCGCGCGGGCGGCGGCGACGAGGCCAUGAAGGAGUAG
This is a messenger RNA of Apiotrichum porosum, 435 nucleotides long. RefSeq lists its product as uncharacterized. Gene Ontology annotation, biological process: mRNA export from nucleus; proteasome assembly; double-strand break repair via homologous recombination. NCBI's taxonomy places the organism in Eukaryota, Fungi, Basidiomycota, Tremellomycetes, Trichosporonales, Trichosporonaceae. The transcript has 3 exons. The record is from RefSeq and is a predicted model, not a curated record. Gene Ontology annotation, cellular component: proteasome regulatory particle, lid subcomplex; proteasome complex. The coding region runs from base 1 to 435 and encodes 144 amino acids.